UCUGAUCGACUAGUCGCCGACUUUGGAGCUUGACAUCUUGUUCCAAAGCCAUUUGAGACAUGGCCAUGGAGGCAAAAUCGCCUCGUCGUGUGUGCAGCCAUGCGCACCUUGAGGAGAACGACGGACUCCGCAAGACGGUGUCCUUCAACAAGCGGCGUUUUGAUCCCAGCAAGCUCCCACCUGACAUGCUCAGAGUGUACAAGUCUCUUAAAGAGAGGUUCGACGAGGAGUAUGCUUUGCUGUUUGUUUUCAACAUGCAGACGGCAAUGGAGAUGCACCGGGCUUGGAACAUGACCUUGUUGACCUCCAAGACCUUAAAGAAGUGCUCAGAGAUGGUGGGGCUGACGAUGACGUGGGAGCUGGGGGUGAUCAAGUUGAAGUUCUUCAUGGAGGAUGGCGACUUUGAGCUUCAGCGAAAAGUGCCCUAUGACUACGAUUCCGAGUUCCAGGACAUGUUCAUGAGAAUUGCCUCGGCGCUCUACAAUGGACACAUGACGGUUCACGAAGCCUUGCUCUUCCAACAAGAAGCCAAGGAAGGAAAGCACACAGCCGGGACAGGCUUGUUCAUCCGCGACUACCCGGGUCGUUUGAUCAUAUUGCCUGCCAUGUCCUCCACCUGUGCCGUGAUCUUCUUUGGAGGGACUCAUCGCGAGGCGGGCGUGGCGGCCAUCUGUGGCCUGGUAACAGGUCUCAUCGAGUAUUUCCUGGUAAGGGUCGGAGGCGAAGCCACCAUGCUGAUUGAUCUGGCAGUGGGCUUCAUUACGGGAGUCAUUGGAAGCCUCUUCUAUCAUUUCGAUGGUCAGAACUACUGCAUGGUCUCUAUUUUCAUGGGCACCUUGUACUGGUUCUUCUAUGGUACCGCCUUCGUGGUGGGUUUGGUCGAGAUCUUGGCUGGGGAGUUGGAAACGGGCGUCACCCGCUUCAUGGCCGUCAGCAUCAAGACCUUCGUGCUGUGCGUGAUGUGCUGCUGUGGCAUCCUGGUGACGCUGGACAACCCGGCUCAAGUCUGGGCGGCCCAAUCAACCUACUGCAACACCCUUGACCUAGGCGAGUAUUGGUGGCGCAUCCCCCUGUAUCUAGCGUGCUCAGUAGCUGUGCUGGGGCAGUAUCGUUUCCGCUUGGAGCAAAUGUGGCGGGGUUUGUUGGUGCAGCUUGCUGGCUACGAAGCCCAGUUUCAGGUGUCGCGGUAUUUCCUGAACAAAGCCGACCACGCGGCGAAAGACAACCUGGACGUCAUGGCAUCCAAUAUAUGUGGAGCCGCUGCCAGCGUCCUCACUGCCUGCUUCCUCUCGGCCAUGAUGGAUAAAAUCAACUCCAUCUACUACGCCCAGCUCCUUCAACGGGGUGCGCACCGGGACGAGACUGACAGUAAGCUGGAUGACGUCUUAUACGGCUGCAUCUCCGGAGUCGUCAAGUGCUUCAACUGCAUCGGGAUCGGCAGGAAGCACGACAAACAUAUGGUGGAGUUGGAGAAGAAGAUCUACCAGCAUUCCAAGGAGCUCAAGGACCCCACGCAUGAACGUACGGAGAUUAAAUUGGAUCCCGAGGAGGAGGAUUUGUUGCUGGACACCAUCGUCUAUGCGGAGUCCAUGAACAUUUGGGCCAUGCUGAUGCCGGCGGUGUACCAGUUGGUGCCUGGCUCCAUGAUUGCCAGGAUGUGGUUCGAAACCAUCAUUCCGCCAGCAGAUUCAUCACAACAGGACAACACCUUCGCCGGGCUGAUGGUGACCUCGAUCUCCUUGGCCUUGGGAUUGAUCCUCGGCGAGGCCAUCGUGGAAAUCAUCUCCGGCAUUUUCCAGGCGAUCUUCGGGUCCCGUUCCAAGAAGGACGACCCUCCGGAGGAGGAGACAAAAGUCAAGGUAAGCGAACCCAACGAUGGUGCUGUCGCUAUUGCUGUGGAUGAGAAGAUGUCUGAGGACAGUACAUGGCCACUUUAAUCUGUACCCGGCUGGCGCACGAAUAAGAGCCAGACUGCGCAGGAACCAAGUGAGCUGAUUAAAUCAGCACACUUAGAGCUUUUUCAAACGUAGAAUUCAGUACCUUGAAACUGAGAAACUGCUGAAUGCUUGUAGUGGACUGGCUUCGGUCAGCGAAAUUGUACUGAUUCCAAGCGGUUGCAAUGACACCAGAGGAAAA
Molecule: messenger RNA, 2136 nt
Organism: Cladocopium goreaui
Lineage: Eukaryota; Dinophyceae; Suessiales; Symbiodiniaceae
Source: the annotation of a GenBank genome assembly